Messenger RNA from Seminavis robusta, 2512 nucleotides. The record is from the annotation of a GenBank genome assembly. NCBI's taxonomy places the organism in Eukaryota, Bacillariophyta, Bacillariophyceae, Naviculales, Naviculaceae.
GGUAGGCGAAAAAGACUUUCUUACAUUGGAAGAAGACCAAAUACUAGUAGCUUCCACUCCUUUCAUUCCAUUCGAUUCCUAUGCCUGCCUAUCUCUACUAGCUACGGUACUAGUAGUCAGUACAAGCACACAGCAAUCUACACGUGAGAGAUCUGUUGGAAUUGAAAGCAAUCUACUCUCUUAGCUAGCUAGCUACUAGGUAGAUCCUUACUCAUUCAGCCAAGACCCGCCAAACAACCAAGAUGCCGCGAGGAGGAGGACUUCAAUCGGAGCUGGAGAAGUUGCCCGGUGACAGCACGCGAAAUGUGUAUAACGUGGCAACUCCCAAGCAUUUAGUGUCGUCCAGUGGUGCCAGUAGUGGUAAAGCAGAAGGAUUACCGGGUGUCCCUUCGGGUCCUUCUUCUUCUUUUGCCUCUGGUCCUUUUUUUACUUCGGGUACAAAUGCAGCCACUACAGGCGGCCCCAAGACGCUACAGCAAGUGUGUCGCGAGGAAAUUGAGAACUUGCACGGCAUCUUUGUCUGUUGGUUCAAAGGCCUGCAGCCCAAGGAAGAAUUGGAAAAGGAACUACUCGAUCGCAUCACGUCGGGAUUCAGUCACAUUGCUCCCAAUGGUCAAUUCCUCAAGGGUCGAUCCAAUCUACUGUUGAAUUUGACCGAAAAGUACAAUGCGUAUCCCAGCAAAGCCUUUGAUAUUCAGAUUGAAAAUGUCAAGGUGAUUUGGACACAGAACGAUUUGUGCUUGGUCACAUACGAAGAGUGGCAGUGGUGGAGAGACAUUGAUAUGGGGGGCGGCAGUAGUCAUCACAGUAGUACUGCUAGUGGAAGCUCUACCAGCAACAGCAACAACAAGGAUCAGCAGCAACCACAAGAUGAUGUCAUUCGUUUUGGACGUCUCAGUUCUUGUCUCUUGAAGCAACGUCCGGGAAAUUUCCAAUGGAUUCAUGUCCAUGAAACGUGGCUGGAAGGAUUGGGACCCAACGAAGCGGCUGGCAUCUAUCAACAAAAUGGCGAUGAUGACAACAACAGUGAAAGCAGCGGAUCCUACAAUGUAGAAGUCACCUACAAAACAGGAGCGGUAGACACCAAGAAAAAAAAGAAAUCAUCCAAAAAGACACCACCAUCACAAAAUAAUCCUGCCGUCGUCAAUGGCGUCAACAAAGAAGACGGGGAACACCACGUCCGCUUUAGCGCUCAACGGGAGGAAGUCAGCUAUGCCUACAAAAAAGUUCAUCACGACAAGCCAGAAGCUACUAGUCCAGAAGCAUCCGCACCAAGUAGUAGUAACGACAAAAAGAGCAAGAGCAAAAGUAGUUCCAAUAAUGGCAACAACAGCAAGCUAAAAGAAAAACGAGUGGUACAACUGACUCCAGUUCCUACCACCGCACAGGCGCCAUCCAAUGCAUCUCGACGACGACACAUAUCCCCACAAUUAACCGAUUUUGCCAAAGCAUGUAUGGUCAACAACGAAUUAAUCGGUAUAUCCAUUCAUGGAUGGGAUAUUGGGACGGGACAGGGACCCAUGGGAGACGAAGGAUGGUUCGCCGCUGCGACAACCAACUUUGAAAAUGUGUCACAGUAUCGCGGCAACAAAACUGCAACGAGGAGACGGCUCGCACUGCCCGAAAUGGUAUUUCCCGCGGCGCAUGUGGCCUUUGAACACCGAAAACAGAAUCUUUGGAUUUCAUGGGAUGUACUCGAUUCUCUCGAUGAUUGGGCCAAAGCACAUCAGUUGAUUCCUGUGAAUUCCGAUAAGGAGAAUAAUGGUGUGUCGGUGCUCAAGAGCGAAGAUGCCGAGUUGUGGGCCAAAAACAAGAACAAUAAGAUACCGGACGGGAAAAUGUCCACUGAAGUCUUUCACUUUGACUGGACGUACAGUUCUCCAUUUUGUGGGUCCGUGGAGGGUGGGUUCUGGGAUCCGUUGCCGUCAUCUGGGCUAAAACUGGAUAUGCUAAAAGACAAGAGUGUACCCAUCCUGUUUUUUGAUGAACUGGUACUGUACGAAGACGACCUUCACGACAAUGGACACGUUCAAUACUCGUUAAAGAUUCGUGUCAUGCCAACUUGUGGUUUCGUGUUGGCUCGGUUGUGGGUACGGAUUGACCGAGUGAUGCUGCGAUUGAGAGAAACAAGAGUCAUGUUUGAAUUUGGAAAGACCCCCUCCGAAGAUACCAAGAUUUUCCGUGAUGUUACUUGGAGGGAAUGUCCAUGGAAAGACUUGGGCGCGCACAAACUGCCAACAAACCUCAAAGUCUGGUGCUCGGACGGUCAUGAAACCCCGCAGCUUGCAAUGCUCAUGUCGAAACUGCCCGAAGUAGAACUACCAAAAGGGAUUUCAAAAUAUGCCGCGUUGAAACGGGGUGGGAACGCAGCAAAACCACGCGGUGGGAAAGCAGCAAAACCAUAAGACAAGUACUGUAGUAUUAUGUUAUGUGAGUUUGUGAUGAGAGUGCAUCCAACAACGGAGUUCAGAGAUGGCUGGACGGAAGCAACCAGGUAGAUGUGGAGAUAGAU